CCUCUGGGCAGAGAGCUUUUUUCUCAGCAGUGAAGUCAGUCGCUGUUCAGUAGAAGUUUGGUCAUGUCUGGACUGCAGGGUGUUGGACUGUUGCUGCUGUGGGGCAGCGUCUGCCUCUGGCUGCCCGGCCUGGCCCGCGGGGCUCUGGUCAUCUCCAGGGACCACAAAGCUCUGCAGGAGACAAGCGGAGCUGCCAGAUCAUUGCAGAAAAGAAGUACACCUGACGCCAAGGUGGAGGUGUACAGCGUGAAAGUGGAAUGCACUGUGAUGUCUCGUUUCGCCCACACCGUCAUGACCUCCAAGGCUCUGAACAAAGCAGGCUCCGCCCAUGAAAUCUUCUUCGAAGUGGAUCUGCCAAAGACCGCCUUCAUCGUCAACUUCAGCAUGGAAAUUGAUGGUCAGAUGUAUGUUGGGGAGGUGAAGGAGAAAGAGAAAGCCAAGAAACAGUAUGAGAAGGCUGUUUCCUCUGGACAGACUGCUGGACUGGUGAAGGUUUCUGGAAGGACGAUGGAGAAGUUUUCAGUGUCUGUCAACAUCGCAGCUGAAAGUCAUGUGACUUUCGUUCUGACCCACGAGGAGCUCCUUCAGAGGAAACUGGGCCAGUAUGAGAUUAUGACCCGGGUUAAACCCAAACAACCGGUCCAGGAGUUUCAGAUUGUGACAAACAUCUAUGAGCCUCAGGGCAUUGCUUUUGUUGAUGUCUCUGGAACCUUCCUCUCCAACGAGCUGCUUCCCCUGGUGGGGAAAACCGUCACAGACAAGAAGGCAUACAUCUCUUUCUCACCAACUAUGGAUCAGCAGAAGAAGUGCGCAGGUUGUGAUGGGACACUCAUCGACGGAGAUUUUAUCAUCAAGUAUGACGUGAACCGAGUAGAGGGCCUCGGGGACAUUCAGAUUGUGAACGGAUACUUUGUGCACUUCUUUGCUCCGCCUGACCUAACCAGAGUACCAAAGAAUGUGGUGUUUGUGAUUGAUACGAGCGGAUCAAUGUAUGGAAGAAAGAUGGCACAGACCCGAGAGGCAUUGCUGCUGAUCCUCCAAGACCUCCAUGAGGAUGACCACUUUGCCCUCGUCCAGUUUGAUAGCAGAAUUGAGGUUUGGAGGGAAUCACUUAGCAAAGCAACCGAGGAAAACGUGUCUAGAGGCAUGAAUUACGUCAGAAGAAUAGAUGCCGGCGGAAUGACCAAUAUCAAUGAUGCGGUUUUGAAAGGCGGAAACAUGCUGCUCAAAGACAGGCGGGAGAAGAGGCUCCCAGAGAGGAGCGUCGACAUGAUUAUUUUACUGACUGAUGGAAUGCCAACUUAUGGAGAACGUAACCUCCAGACGAUCCAGGUGAAUGUUCGUUCUGCCAUCGAAGGAGCAACGUCUCUGUACUGUCUUGGAUUCGGAAAUGAUGUGGAUUACUCCUUCCUGGAUGUGAUGAGCAAAGAAAACAAUGGACUGGCCCGCAGAAUUUUUGAGGCUUCAGAUGCAGCCAUUCAACUUCAGGGUUUCUAUGAGGAGGUGGCCAGCCCUCUGCUUUUAGAGGUUGACCUGCGUUAUCCUGUGAACUCAGUGGACUCCCUGACCACCAACCACUACAGCCAGUUGUUUAAUGGCACAGAGAUUGUGGUGGCCGGUCGGCUGAUAGAAAAAGACCUAGACAACUUCAUGGUGGAAGUGCUCGGCAAAGGGUUUGAAGAGGACUACAAGGUGGAGGGCCUGGCCAGUGCUCUGGAUUUUGAUGUGAUGUACCCAGAUGAGCAGUACAUCUUUGGGGAUUUCACAGAGCGUCUGUGGGCUUACCUCACCAUCCAGCAGCUACUGGAGAAGAGCAAGAGUGGUUCUGCAGACGAGAAAGCCAACGCCACAGCCAAGGCCCUGGACAUGUCCCUGCGAUACAGCUUCGUCACUCCUCUCACUUCCAUGGUGGUCACCAAGCCUGAAACUGAGGACGGAACAGAACCUCCUCUCAUCGCUGACAAGCUGACUGAAGAACAAAGACAGCAGGCAGAAAGAAUGUCUGGAUCAAAACCAUAUGUACAGCCUUAUUAUCCACCAGUAGCACCCGCAUAUCAACCUACAUAUUUUGUGGAUGGAGAUCCUCAUUUCAUGAUCGAGCUCCCUGACAGAGACGACGCGCUGUGCUUCAACAUCAACGAAGUACCAGGAACCAUUUUCAACCUGGUCAGAGACCCAAAACAAGGUAUUUUGGUCAAUGGCGAGAUCAUCGGAGACAAGAAGAUUGCCCCUGAUGGUAAAAUUGUCACCUACUUUUGGCGUUUUGGCAUCGCCCACCAGACUCUGGGGGUGAGGCUGGAGGUGAGCACUCAGGACAUCACAGUGCUCCAGGAUGGCAAACUGGUCACACUGCUGUGGUCUGAUACAGCUUCUGUCAAAGGACCCAAUGUGGAUCUUCUAUUGACCAAGGAUCAGAGCCUAACAGUAUCUCUAAAGGAUUCUGUCAAGUUUGUCGUCCUGCUACACAAAGUGUGGGCGAAGAACCCGUACCACCGGGACUACUUGGGUUUCUACACCCUGGACAGCCGCCUCCUGUCCCCUUCUGUUCACGGCCUGCUAGGUCAGUUCUACCGUGGGAUUGAAUAUGAGGUGUCAGAACUGCGUCCAGGUAAAGUCCCAGAGCAACCAGACGCCACCAUGUUUGUGAAAGGACUGGAGCUCAAUGUGACCAGAGGCUGGCAGAGAGACUUCAGGCAGGAUGUGAAGAACGGAGAAAAUGUUCCCUGCUGGUUCAUUCACAAUAAUGGAAUAGGCCUCAUCGAUGGAAAGGCAUCAGACUACAUUGUGUCAGGCCUUUUUAAAACAGUUUAAAAACAGGUCACACAUCAUCAAUGUCUACCACAGAAAUGAUCUAAAUCAAAUUUAUACAAUUCAUAUUCAAAUCUGCCUGUACUCACGCCAUGAAUGAUCUAACAUUUUGCACCCAAACAGGCUUCAUUCACAGCAUUGUGUGGACAGUUUCACGGUUUCUAUCACUGUAAUUGCUGGAAUGAUAAGAAUGGGAAGUAACGCCAACCCAAAAUAGUGAGAGGACCUGGGAGAAAGCCUCAGCGAUCACUUGUACUGAAUUAAAUCUUAAAGAUGGACUCAA
This is a messenger RNA of Sebastes umbrosus (honeycomb rockfish), 3091 nucleotides long. Its product is annotated as inter-alpha-trypsin inhibitor heavy chain H3-like. The transcript is spliced from 22 exons. Gene Ontology annotation, molecular function: serine-type endopeptidase inhibitor activity. Gene Ontology annotation, biological process: hyaluronan metabolic process. The record is from RefSeq and is a predicted model, not a curated record. Bases 64 to 2811 code for a protein of 915 amino acids. NCBI's taxonomy places the organism in Eukaryota, Metazoa, Chordata, Actinopteri, Perciformes, Sebastidae.